AGUCCGAGGUUGAAAUGCUUCUGAGAUCCUUAAUUAGGGCCUUUUCUUUUCUUCUUGAUGAUCUGAUUUGAGCUGGAAAAUGGAUUAUAGGCAGAGGGUUGGGGGCGGUGGCUAUGGGUUUCUCCCUAGGGUUUCUCUUCGGUUAGGAGUUUCUCCCUCUUCCUCUUCUUCUCCGACAAGGGUUUCUCCUCUUGCUCCCUUCCUCCAUCAUUGUCGUCUGUCUUGCUUUGGAAACUUCAACCCAAGGGACCACAAGGCAAAGACUCCUUUCAAUCCGCAUCGGCUGUUGAUUUUUGACGACUGCGUCUGGAUGCCGAGGGACUUGAUCCGGUCAGUGGUUGGGUUUCUCCCAUUCUCUGAAUUGGAUUUUCACUUAUGCAUGUCUCAUCAGAUGAGAUCUUGGCAGGGGUGGCAAUCGGAGAAACUAGCACCCUCCACUUUCCGAUCUAGUAGCCAAAUACUGAUAGGGUUGCAGUGGCACAUCAGGUUCUGAUCUGCACGGGAGCAUGCUACUCACAUUGGCAAAGGGGCUCUAGUUCCCUUAACAAAGUUUUGCCUGCAAGGGUUUUCAGAGGAUCGGUAAUGAUGGGCACAUGAUUGAAAGUAGUCGGUGAAAAUUAGGGCGGCAACUUGUGGGUUGGGGACUAUUUGUUGCCGAAAUCCCUUGCUUUCCCUAUGAAGCUGGUUAAAUAGGUGAGGACUUGUCCAGUAGCUUUCGAUGCUCAUAGCGACUCUCCUUUCUACUUUAGUAGCCCUAUUUAGCCCAUACAGCGAUUGCAAUUGCAA
Rubroshorea leprosula is the source of this 786-nucleotide messenger RNA. Lineage: Eukaryota; Viridiplantae; Streptophyta; Magnoliopsida; Malvales; Dipterocarpaceae. The record is from the annotation of a GenBank genome assembly.